This is a messenger RNA of Jatropha curcas, 1756 nucleotides long. RefSeq names its product mediator of RNA polymerase II transcription subunit 10b. Gene Ontology annotation, biological process: positive regulation of transcription by RNA polymerase II. The record is from RefSeq and is a predicted model, not a curated record. Gene Ontology annotation, molecular function: transcription coregulator activity. Lineage: Eukaryota; Viridiplantae; Streptophyta; Magnoliopsida; Malpighiales; Euphorbiaceae. Gene Ontology annotation, cellular component: mediator complex.
AAUCUGGUUUCUUUCAUUGCUAAAUGUUCAGACUGAAAGUAUUAUCUAUACGUUUGAGUAAUCCAGUUUUAGCUUCAGAUUUGUGACUUUACUAUGUUAUAAAACUUGUGAUCCCCAUAUAUGUUCUUGAUCUGAAAUAUAUACUUCAUGAUAUUUCAUUUGUGUAUCUAUCAUGAUUCUUCAAGGUUACUGGCAUAAUGGGGUCAUGUUAUUGAGAAAUAAUUUUGCUAUUUGAUACUUUCAACUUGAAGUUGUGAGAAAUUAGGUUCUAUUUUCUAUAGCACAUUGGGUUUUAUUUUCUUGGAAUUUGUCACCAGUUUGUUACAUGAAAAAAAAAUAUAUAUAUUCAGAUUGGUGUAAAUGUGUUUGUUUUUUAGUAGUUUAAUUUUGUGGAUAGGAAGAGCUUACUGGAUUAAAAAUGUGGCUUUCCCUUUUAGAGAAACAAAAAUGUGCAAUUUGUUUAUUUAGAAUGACACAUAGUGAUAUCCCUUGUUUAGUUGUUAGCACGAGGUUUAGUCUAGUCCUGUUUUUCUGUUUGGCGAUUUAGUUGGCUGGGACAAAAUUGCGUGUGUGCUGCAUGAGUAAGACAUUGCUAUUUUAAGUUUUAAAUCUUGUGCUUUUGACUUUGAGAAGAACAGACUUCUGUCCAGGUUGAUAUUUGAAAUCAGAAUUUUGAAAGUCCAUAGUUUAAAUGAAAGUUCUUCAAUUGUUAUUGGCUUGAAGAUCCUUUAUAGUCUUUAAAGUUACAACAUUCCUUCUUGCUUGUGCUGUAAUACAUUUAUGCUGAGUGAUACUUUGACCGGAAAGUUUACUUGAGGCUGGAUCACACCUAAUACAAAUACUUAAUUUUGAAGAUGGAUUCAUCACAGAACGCAGCAGUUGGGACUGGUGGCAAUGGCAUGUUGCCUGCUCAAGUAAAUGAUAUGGCAGCAGCAACAGCAGUGGAUGAUCCGAAGCAAAAUCUGAACCAGGUCAUUAAUUCCAUCCAGAAGACUCUUGGCCUCCUCCACCAGCUUUACUUAACUGUCUCUUCCUUCAACACUGCCUCCCAACUCCCUCUCCUUCAACGCCUCAAUGGUCUUGUUGUGGAGCUAGACAAUAUGGUUAAAUUGUCUGAGAAAUGUGACAUUCAAGUUCCUAUGGAGGUCCUCAAUUUGAUUGAUGAAGGGGAGAAUCCAGAUGAAUUCACACGCAAUGUUAUAAACAGCUGCAUUGCCAAGAAUCAAGUUACCAAGGGUAAAACUGAUGCGUUCAAGAGUUUAAGGAAGCAUCUGCUGGAGGAACUUGAGCAGGCUUUUCCAGAUGAAGUUGAAUCAUAUAGGGAGAUACGCACAAUUUCUGCUGCUGAAUCAAAACGUCUUGCUCAGGCACAGAGUUCAUUACCCAAUGGAGACAUGAAGGUUAAGACUGAGCUUUGAGGGUCAUGCCAUUUAUAGUGUUUGACGAGCACAUAUUGCUGUUGGCAUCUAGAGAAGGUGGACAUGCGGAAGUAGGAAGUGAGAGUUCUAAAAGCAAGUAGGCUUUACUAGGGGAUUUCCCAUCCAAGACUACUGAAUUUGUAAUAUCCUGCAAAGAUUACGGGAAGAAAUAGUUGCAAGUAAUAGAUAGUUAUAUAUAUGCUAGACUUUUUCAUGUGAAGACAGAAUUCUUACAACUGUGUACUACAACUUGGAUUCAUGUAAAGAAAAUGAUAGGAACUAUGCCAUUGAACCAUUUGUUAGUUAGCUUCAAAUUGUUAGUUUGCUUUUUACGGUCA